AUGCGGACUGAAGGGUUGAAAUACGUGACAGCUAUAUUAACUUUUCUUAUUCUCGGAAGUGCCGAAGGAGUGUUUCGGAAUUAUGAGUCUCUAAAGACCACUGUGAAUAUUGGUGCGAUUUUUCCUCCUGGUUCUGUGUCAGAAGUUGCAUUUGCAUCGGCACUCGCCCGAGCAUCAAUGGAAAGUGAGAAAUAUCAUUUCGUUUUGAAGACUGUUUACGCUCCGCUUAGUGACAGCUUUGCAGCAUCUGUAGCAGGUGUAGUAGCUAUAUUUGGACCAACAGACAGCGUGUCUGCUUCAGCCGUGGAAGCGCAGUGCCGAGCUCUCGAUAUUCCUCAUAUUCAAGCAGUUUGGCGUCCACCUGUCGUAAGAGGGUUACAAAUACCAAGCCCUCCUGGAAUCAACCUGUUUCCUGAAGCAGUGGCUCUAUCAAAAGCUGUCGCCCUUUUCAUUAAAGAUAGCGAUUGGAACACCUACACACUUUUGUAUGACGACGAUCAAGGUCUUAUAAGACUACAAGAGAUCCUCAAAUAUGCUGAUCCAGAACACAAGUGGCGUGUUCGUAGACUAAUACCGGGAGAAGACAAUCGUACUUUAUUGAAAUCAUUGAAAGCCACAGGCGAAACCAGAGUGAUUCUCGACUGUCCAGCAGACAGAGUACUACACUACCUUCGUCAAGCAAACGAGGUGAAAUUCUUUGAAGAUUACAUGAGCUAUGUCCUCAUGUCCCUUGACGCCCAUACAUUAGACUUGGAAGAAUUGCGUUAUGGUCUAUCAAAUGUCACCUGCUUAAGGAUUUUCGAUCACUCUGACUCAAGAACUAGAUCUUAUCUGGCAGACUGGAAGGUAAAGGGAUCAUCAGAUGUCAAAAUUCCGAAACAAACCUAUGAAAUAACUGUUGAAACAGCUUUAGCCAGUGAUGCAGCUCGACUUAUAACAGAUGCAAUUGAAAGUUCACCAGAUGAAUUUAAAAUAGAAGGACAACCACUAGAGUGUGGUUCAGACGAAAAAUGGGAGAAAGGAAAAGAUUUCACGGAUCAUUUACUAACGAAUCCUUUAGUAGGUAUAACAGGCAAAAUUGCUGUUGAUAACAUUACCGGAGAGCGAACCAAUUUUGAUGUUGAAAUAAUGGAACUUUCGAAUAGUGGAUUCAGUCGUAUAGCUAAAUGGAAUGCAGAAAUUGGUUUCGAGUAUGUUAGAUCAGCCAACGAAGUUUCUGAUCUUUUAACAGAAAAAUGGCAAAACAAAACAUUUAAAGUAGUAUCCCGAAUCGGAGCACCAUAUCUUAUCGAAAGAAUUCCAGAGGAAGGAGAAGUGUUAACGGGAAAUGACCGUUACGAAGGAUAUUCAAAAGAUUUAAUACACGAAGUAUUAAAAGAGACAUUGAAUUUAAAUUAUGAAAUCGAAAUUGUACCUGGCAAUUUAUAUGGAUCGUAUAAUAAAGACACGAAAAAGUGGGACGGCCUCGUUGGUCACCUUUUGGAAAGGAAAGCCGAUUUAGCUUUAUGCGAUCUUACUAUAACGUAUGAACGAAGAUCUUACGUAGACUUUACGACACCAUUUAUGACUUUGGGCAUCAGCAUUUUAUACUCAAAACCUACACCACCUGAGCCAGAAUUGUUUUCAUUUUUAAAACCAUUCUCUGUUGAUGUUUGGAUUUAUAUGGCAGCUGCAUAUUUAAUGGUGUCAUUACUCCUACAUGUUUUAGCAAGAUUAGCACCAAAUGACUGGGAAAAUCCGCAUCCUUGUGACAAGUCCCCUGCAGAGUUGGAAAAUAUAUGGCAUAUAAAAAAUUCUUGUUGGCUAACAAUGGGAUCGAUCAUGACUCAAGGCUCAGAUAUUUUACCAAAAUGGAUAUGUGGUAUGUGGUGGUUUUUUGGACUUAUAAUGUGCUCAUCAUACACAGCAAAUCUCGCUGCGUUUCUCACGAAUGCCGCUAUGGAUGACUCGAUCAAAAAUGCUGAAGAUUUAGCAAUGCAAACGAAAAUUAAAUAUGGAACCGUAAAAGGAGGGUCAACAUAUUCAUUUUUUAAAAGAUCCAAUGCCUCCAUAUAUCAAAGAAUGUGGGGCGCGAUGGAGUCAGCGAAACCGUCAGUAUUCGUAGCUAAUAAUGACGAAGGUGUAGAAAGAGUGCUUAAAAGUAAAAGAGCUUAUGCAUUCUUCAUGGAAUCGACAGCAAUUGAAUAUCAGUUAGAGCGACACUGUGAUCUGAUGCAAGUUGGAGGCUUACUCGACUCCAAAGGUUAUGGAAUAGCGAUGCCUUUUUUUUCGUCGUAUCGCACAGCUGUAGACAAUGCGGUAUUAAAAUUAGCUGAAAGCGGUAAAUUAGUGGAACUCAAGAAUCGUUGGUGGCAGGCGCCCGCCUCUGGAGCUUAUGCCGAAGACGGUGCCGCAGGAGAGUUAGGUGUAGAUAAUGUCGGUGGUGUGUUCGUAGUACUAGGUGUCGGAUGCGGUAUAGCAGCUGGGAUGGGAGUGUUUGAAUUCCUCAUGCAUGUCAGAGAAGUCGCAAUAGAACAAAAGAUGACGCAGACUGAUGCAUUCUGGGCUGAAUUAAUAUUCGCUUUAAGUUUUUGGGAAACCGAGAAACCUGUACAGCACUCUAGACCAUCUUCUACUGCAUCUAGCUCUGGAUCAGGAUCGAACGCAGGGUCCAGAGCAUCAUCAGUUUUGCGUUCAGCUGCUGAUCUAUUUCAUUUAGAUAUGUUUAAUAAAUAA
Molecule: messenger RNA, 2715 nt
Organism: Diatraea saccharalis (sugarcane borer)
Lineage: Eukaryota; Metazoa; Arthropoda; Insecta; Lepidoptera; Crambidae
Source: the annotation of a GenBank genome assembly